AUGAACCAAAUACAGCGGCAAUCAUCAAACAAUAACAGGUCAACACGUGGUGCAUCUAAAUAUCGCCGGGAUCAAAUCAAUUUGGAAAUUCAGAAAUUGCGUGAUCUUCUGCCAUUAACAGAUUCGAUGAGAAAACGACUCUUUCAACUGCAAGUAAUGUCACUUGCCUGCAUUUAUAUCAGGAAACAAAAUUAUCUGCCACAUGUGAUUGGAAUGGGUAUACAAACAUCGUUCAGGUCAGCUUUAAAACAAUCGGAAAGUUUUCGAGCUUUACGAGGCUUCUUAUUGAUGAUGACGAAAUGUGGAAAAAUUGUUUACAUAUCUGAUAAUGCAAGCGACUAUCUCGGUCAUUCCGUGGCAGAAAUAAUGUGCCAAGGUGAUUCGGUGUAUGAUCUUAUCGAUCAUCGUGAUCAUGGACGUAUACAAGCGGAACUUAUGUCUGGUCCACCAUCAGUUUCUGAUCAAAAUUUUUUUCCCAGUGAGAAAGUUUUCAUUUGUCGCAUGAAUUUGUCGCGUACAACAAAAAGACAACUUCAAUACCACAAGUACACACUGAUGGAAGGUCGUUAUCUGCAUACCAGUGACUAUUACACCACACAUCAGUCAUUAUCAGCACCCUUAUCCCAUAUUCAGCCAUUGUUUGCCGCAUACUGUGAAAUGCUUAUCAAUCCGGAAAACGUCGAGACACUAUCUGCCGGAAAUACGUCAAUCUUCUGCACUAUACAUUCAAUGGAUUUAAAAUUUGUGCAUGUUGACCAUAUGACUGCACAUUAUUUGGGUUACAAAAAUGAAGAAGUAAUUGAUAAAUCGUGGUAUCAGUUUUUGCAUCCCGAUCAUUUAUUUGAAGUUGCUUAUAAACAUCGCAUCUUAAGUCAACGUAAAGAUGGUGCGGUAAUGUGCUUACUGCGCUUACAAAUGAAGAAUUGUUCAUGGCUUUGGUUACAUACUGUGUUUACUGUAAAAAAUAAUUUAUGGUAUGAAACAGCACAUGGAAAACGAAUGCGACAUUUGAUUUAUAUCACAUAUCAGGUUUUAAAUGAAGUGGAAGCGCUCUCAUUGCAAGGCAAUUUGUGGAUUUACGGAAUUCGAAAUGAAUUAAUGGUAGCAUCUUUUGAUCAUGUUAUGGAUAGCCAUGAAGAUAGCGAUGUCGUAGAAGAGCAAAUGUCGAAGCAAUAUGCUUCACCGAUACUUUCCUCAUUAUUGGCCAUUAAAAAGGAGUCAUUAUCUGGUGAUAGCAGAGAAUUUAAUCACUUUAGUGGAAAUUUCAAAGAUUUAAAUACGAAUGAAUCAAAGAUUACUGAUUUAGAUUUUGGGAAUGAUGAUGAAAGCAGUGAACUGGAAGCUUUACCGGAACUAUGCUUGGAGCGAAAUAUCAAAGGACCAUUACCUGAUCUUAGCGGUGAUUUGGAUAAGUUUUUCGAGGAAAUGGAACAUAGCAAAAUGCAAUCAAUUCAUUCUUCAACAAUGAUAAAAUUACCAGAAAAUGUUGAAUGUAUUAGCGAUCAGUUAUCACCUACACUGCCAUUUGAUACUUCUUUGAGAGCAUAUAAUUGUAAAAUGCCAACAAUAGCAAAACUUUUACAAGGACAUUUUGAUGAUGAGGACAGCUAUGAAAGUAUACAAAAACGAACACGGACCGAUGAAUACAUGCAGUUGACAGAUAAUUUGGAUGUGCAGCUAAUUAUGUAA
Molecule: messenger RNA, 1689 nt
Organism: Brugia malayi
Lineage: Eukaryota; Metazoa; Nematoda; Chromadorea; Rhabditida; Onchocercidae
Gene: Bma-cky-1
Product: Helix-loop-helix DNA-binding domain containing protein
Exons: 10
Coding region: 1-1689 (562 amino acids)
Biological process (GO): regulation of transcription by RNA polymerase II
Molecular function (GO): DNA-binding transcription factor activity, RNA polymerase II-specific; protein dimerization activity; RNA polymerase II transcription regulatory region sequence-specific DNA binding
Source: RefSeq, a predicted model, not a curated record